AUGAACACGGAAAUUAUCAAGCAGCACAGCUCGAUUGGUGGACACUACUUUGGCCAGUCAUACGAUGAGGCACUGAAGGCAGCUCGCCAAGAACUACUGGAAGACAUCAUUCCAGCAGGCCUCGAAAAGAAGGAUUGGUGGGGUUCAUUGCCGGUGAAAUAUCUCGCCUUUGGAAAAGGACGGCCGGAGAGGAUAUAUCGUUAUAAAAAGGCCACCACUUUCGAUCGACUACUGGAAGUCCUCGAUAAAUGGACUGCAUAUCGAAGCUGGAAGCACAAGUUACUAGCGGAGGAAAAUCGUCACGUAUGGCCUCCCGUCAGCGAGGCAAAUAUGACAAGGUGGCGCGAAAUGAUGGAGUUCUGGAGCGCCAUGGACAGCACCUUAAUGAAGAUUGACGCUGGUAAUCAGAUUUUCAUCACAUCUGGGUCUAAAAUAGUCGAUGGGAAGUUGUACAUUGAAGCC
This is a messenger RNA of Cooperia oncophora, 462 nucleotides long. Lineage: Eukaryota; Metazoa; Nematoda; Chromadorea; Rhabditida; Trichostrongylidae. The record is from the annotation of a GenBank genome assembly.